CGACCUUAUUUUCUAAGACCGUGGUAAAUACAAUAUGUAUUGAUAAUGAUAAUACAGAAUGCGUAAAUAUUACUAAAUAAUUGUAUAUUUUAGUUGGUAAAUUGUUGUUUUUAUUACUUCAUAGUCGUCUGAGUUUUACUAUCAGAAUAAAUAAAUAACAAUUUAGAAUUGUUCACGUUUCAUAAGAAUUUUUUCCCGUUUGAGAUGGCUUCAGAAGAUGUUUUUGAUCAGUUUGAUGAAGAAGAACAACAAGUUGAAGGACAGUCAUUUACAAAAGCUGGCCGUAAACGUCUUUUUUCGAAAGAAUUACGUUGCAUGAUGUAUGGUUUUGGUGAUGAUGAAAAUCCUUACACUGAAAGUGUUGACAUACUUGAAGAUUUAGUAAUAGAGUUUAUUACUGACAUGACACAUAGUGCAAUGGAAAUAGGAAGGUCUGGACGAGUGCAAGUAGAAGAUAUUGUAUUUUUAGUACGUAAAGAUGCUAAAAAAUAUGCUAGAGUCAAAGAACUGUUGAUGAUGAAUGAAGAAUUGAAAAAAGCACGGAAAGCCUUUGAUGAAGGAAAAUUUGCUGGUAAUGAAGUACCAAACAAUGGUAAUUGUAGUAUUGCUAAAUAAUUAAUAAGACUUGUAUGUGUUCAAAAUUGUAUUUAUUUUUAUCUAUUUUAUUUUUACAUGUAC
Messenger RNA from Sipha flava (yellow sugarcane aphid), 678 nucleotides. RefSeq names its product transcription initiation factor TFIID subunit 13 (gene Taf13). Gene Ontology annotation, cellular component: transcription factor TFIID complex. The transcript is spliced from 4 exons. The record is from RefSeq and is a predicted model, not a curated record. Gene Ontology annotation, biological process: transcription by RNA polymerase II. The coding region runs from base 205 to 615 and encodes 136 amino acids. Gene Ontology annotation, molecular function: protein heterodimerization activity. NCBI's taxonomy places the organism in Eukaryota, Metazoa, Arthropoda, Insecta, Hemiptera, Aphididae.